UAGGCUACUAAUUAGAAUAAUAAUAAUGGCAAAACAUUAUGUCUUCAAGAUGAUGGUUAUGAAUGAAGAUAAGGAUGGAACAAAAAAAGCAGCAGAAGAAGAUGUAAGCCCCAAUCAACUCUUAUAUGGUCCACGAAUAAUAAAUCCUGAAACAACCAAAAAGCGACCAAAGCCACAAAAUUCAAUUUCUCGUUCAAAAUCUCCUGAUGACAUUUCUCUUCAUUCAAUUUCUUCCUCUUCCACCGAUUUAUCUUCACCCCCUAGAGCAUUUCCGAAAAGAUCAAAAAUUGUUCCAGAGAAGAAAGCAACAUAUCAAAUAAAUAUUAAAAAGUCUAGAUGGGAACCAAUUUCGUCUGGAGAGGAAAGGAGAAGAUUUGAAUCUUUACGAGAAUCUAAAAAAGCCAAAAAAUUGAAGAAGAAAAAGAAGACUAAAGGGAAAAGAAGGAAGGAAAUGGUGAAUGAAGCUCAUAGAGAUGGAGAUCAUUUUCGCCCUCUAAAAAAAUUUAUUAACAAUAGAAGAAAGCUUGCAACAGAAUUAAUGGACAGUGUUGACUUGGAAACACUCUAUGAAAUAUUUCCUGAACUUGAGGAAAAAACAGAAGUUGAAGCACAUAAAAUUGUUUAUGAUAUACUUUGUGGAAUGUCUAAAGCAAGGAUAUUGGCUGAUUUAAAUGGUUUUUUUUCUUUUAAAUUUUAUUUCCCAAAAAGUUUUCUUAUGGGAUGA
Messenger RNA from Meloidogyne enterolobii, 724 nucleotides. Lineage: Eukaryota; Metazoa; Nematoda; Chromadorea; Rhabditida; Meloidogynidae. The record is from the annotation of a GenBank genome assembly.